Molecule: messenger RNA, 1794 nt
Organism: Penicillium brevicompactum
Lineage: Eukaryota; Fungi; Ascomycota; Eurotiomycetes; Eurotiales; Aspergillaceae
Exons: 1
Coding region: 1-1794 (597 amino acids)
Source: RefSeq, a predicted model, not a curated record
AUGCUAUUGAAUCUUGGCCUCACAGCGGAUGCCGCAGCUGCCCACGCGAAUGAACCCAAGGAAUCAGAAAUACACCCCGUCACUGCCCGUUCACCAACUUUCUCAUUGUCUACACUGCCCUUUUUGAACACCUUCUGCUCUCGCCCCACGACACCCGAUGGGUUUGAUGCGUGUCCAGGGGUUGUUUCCGCCAUGGAAAUGAGGCCGACUGAGUUGUCAUCGGGCUCCAGUGAAAUGAGACCAGUUUCCGCCGCCGCCAGGCCACAGCCUGUUCGUGUGCACACGGAUCGCAAGUCGCGACCUAAAACAGCUUAUCAGUUCGCACAUCCUGCGGCUCAUGCGCGUCACAAGCGCUUGAGACUCCGCCCCAAGCUCCUCUUACAGUUGCAACAGGUGUCACAGACUCCUAGGCCCAUACCAGUGGUGGAUGUCCUGCCUUCUACUUCCUACCUGCCCCUCCUGGCGCGCAAAUUCCCGGCGAUAUAUCGCACCCGAAACGGAUUGGGUCCCAAUGACGUCGUGGUGGUGAUAAGCGAGCAAUAUGAACAGACUGUCGCCAGCAUACCUGAAAAACGCAUUAGCUCGGAGGACGAGGACGAGGAUCAUCGCGAGGUUGUGGCCACCAUCUGUCAAAAGCUACAGGAAGACGCGAGACUGAAAGGGAAGGCGGAGAUAUGUCUCAACUUUGGGCCUGUCUGGGAAGCGACACCACUACCGAGCGGGUCCUUUGAAUUUGUUGCUCAGACGGACAACGGUGUGCAGGUCGUGAGGUGGGCGCUGCGCAGUGGGAGGAGUCGUCGAAUGACUGCUCCUACCGGAACCCAACGUGAGAGUGGCAAGCGAUUUACGUUCAGCGUUAUCGAUCCCAGCACCCGCCGACAUCCAGUCAUCGCGUCUUUGACACGGAACCAGCUUGAAGUAAAUGAUGAAUACUCCAUGCCCACUCGGUCUGGCACCGGUCCUACUACGCCAAACUCAGGAAUGUCAGUGGCCAGCGACGCCUCGGACGGAGAAGCUCCAUUCGAUUCUCACCCAGUUGUUCUCGAUGAUGGGCUACGGACUCUGAUCAUCAUCACCGGCAUCUGGGUCGCUUUCCGGGAAGGAUGGUCCGACAAUCUCCGAUACGGCGAUCCGGUCUCUGCCGCCGGUGCAAGGGCGCUCAUGUCUCCAGCUUCUUCCAGACACGCCUCUCCGACAACUGCUAAGAUGGAAAUUGACUCUUUCCCCGAAAAUGAACCGGUCAGCCCAAUCAAAGAGGUCACCAGUGGAGCCAAGCGAUGCAUGUCAAUGUCCAAAAUUCGUCGCUCUACUGACCCCGUCCAGGCAGACGGGGAUGCAUUUGGCAGUUUGUCCAAGCGCUCGAACUCCACUGGGGCGGCAUUCAUGGACCGAGCCAAACGCCGCUCUGCCUCGGGCCUUAGCACCAAAGUAAACAGACACAGCAUGUUCACUAGUUCUGAACUCGGCCGGGAGAUUGUUGUCUCCCGCCCAACGUCCCGCCCUCCAUCUAUACGUCAAAGUUCUGCCGACUCGGCGGAGCUAUCGCAUUCUGUUCGACCGAAGGAAAAGUCCCUCACGAAAACGAAAGCACCUAAAGACAUCAAAUUUGCAUCAGGACCAGACAAAGAUAUCCCGGUCCCAACACCUCGCAACACAACACACAAAAGUGCGCCCAAAGAAAAGCCAGCUCCUCCACGGGCCGAAGCCUCUGAUGCAGCGCCAACCAAGAGCAAGCGCCGAAACCGCCUGAGCUCCUUCUUUGGGAUUUUCCAUCGCAAACACGAUACCCACUGA